This is a messenger RNA of Owenia fusiformis, 2724 nucleotides long. The record is from the annotation of a GenBank genome assembly. NCBI's taxonomy places the organism in Eukaryota, Metazoa, Annelida, Polychaeta, Sabellida, Oweniidae.
AAUCAAUAUCGUCCUUUUAUCAAGACUUUGGGGAAACGCUGAUGUCACAAGACAAAAUGGCUGCUGACCCCAAAAAUAAAUAUAGCAAAUUUGUGUGGAAAAAGCUAAAAAGGUAGACAAGAUAAGACUACAAAAAGUUGGUGUAGAUAUUUGGGGACAGAUGAAAAUAAAAACUAAAGAACACAUUAACAAGAGGGACUUGAGGGAUACAGCUGAAGAGAACCAGAACCAAGAACAAGCGAAAGAAAACAGAAGCAAAUUAGAUAACAGGACCAGCUGCUUACAGGCAACCUGUGUAUUGUGUAGAAGAGAUUUAUGUGGGUCUCAACAGGACAUGAGUGGGCUGGCUACAGGGGAGGCUCGGGAUUCUGUACAACUCGAGCCUUUCAUGCACCAGGUUGGAGGCCACUCUAGCAUGCUACUUUACAAUGAUACAACAGUCUGUAAGCCGUACAUACCCAGGGAACAUCACCUUUAUCAGACCCUGCCCUCAGCCAUGGGACACUUCAUUCCUGAAUAUAGAGGUUUAAUAGAGGUUUCAUCCCAUGAAGAUCAAGAUGGCUAUAUCACCCUUGUGGGCCACCCAAUUGAGCUACCAAGGAAAGGCAAACACUAUGAAGAUGGGGGCUGUUCCCCUGGAUCCAGUGGGGAGGGGGAGGCUAGGUCAGAUUCUGACAGUGAAAUAAGCCCAAUAAGGCAGACUUCUAGAAGCAGGGUUCGUGUAAGGCAGAGUGGAAGUAUUGAAGUAGAGGCCAGAAGCAGAGACAUUGCCAAUGGAACACAUAAUCCUUGGAGCUUACAAUGCCACAAGGAACAACUAGCCAAGAUGCGCAAAGCUAAACAGGGUUCUGGUCAACAUAAAUUCAUUUUGUUGGAAAAUGUUGUAUCGCAGUUUACAUAUCCAUGUAUACUGGACCUGAAGAUGGGAACAAGGCAACAUGGGGAUGACGCCAGUGAAGAGAAAAAGCGCAGUCAGAUUCUGAAGUGUGAAGCGAGUACCUCAUGUGCCAUUGGGGUGCGCAUAUGUGGCAUGCAGAUUUACCAGUGCAAUUCAGACACUUAUCUUCGACGCAACAAGUACCAUGGUCGCAAACUAACUGUUGAUGGAUUCAAAGAGACACUACGUCAGUUUCUCUACAGUGGGAACACCUUCCUUUCUGAAUUGGUUGAACCAAUCAUCCGUCAGCUCCGGAGAAUGCUAGAAAUUCUAAAGGAACAGCAUACAUUCCGCUUCUACUCCAGUUCCCUGCUUAUUAUAUACGAUGCUAAAGACAUUGUGAAAUUCAGGGAAAAAGUCUCAAAUGACAGUGAACAUGAAAGUGCAAAGACUGGUAAAGGUUCUAGACCAGCAAGUGCUGAAGAUGUGGACAUGCUGAGUGUUGAAUCUAUAGAGAUAGAUCAGCACUCGGAGUCACCUGGGACCUCUACAGGGAGUAGCAAUAGUUUAAAUAUAGGUGCUUCUACACACUCUAAUAGAGAGCCACAUGUUGAUAUACGUAUGAUCGACUUUGCACACACUACACAUCAAGGUUUACGGGACAAGAAGCUACAUGAUGGACCAGAUCUUGGUUACAUGUUUGGCCUUGAGAAUCUCAUUCGCAUGUUCACAGAGAUACGGGACAACCAUAAGCCGUAGACUGGGCCUUUACUAACUUUAUACAUAAAUCAAUGUAUGAUAUUUUUAUUUAUUUAGUGGAUCAAUAUAUAGAAAUGCAUCCUUCUUAAUGUACACAGCGGGCUAUCAUUUUCAAUUCUUUGGGACAUCCUUAGUUAUACAGUCCAGAAAUGGGAAAUGAAUAAUUUCCUUGAUUCUGAAAGUGACUAUUGCAAGCUGUACCGCACAAAAUAUGAUAUCAAAAUGUGGGGAAAUGAGGAUUUUGGUAGUCACAUAAUUUAUUUACCAUAAUUAUACUAUAACAUAUUUUUAUUGCUGUAUUAUUUCAAGUAAUGUAACACACUUAGAUUAAUGUAGAUUCAAUGAAUAUUGUAUAAAUAUUUUAUUCUAUCUUGGUGAAUACCUGUGCAUCUCUGUCACAAUAUUCGACGAAGAUGAAGGUUAGUUAUUCAAUGAUUCACGUAAAAAAAAAAAAAUUAUACAAGAGAAAAUCUGUAUUUCUAGAGGUACUAGCUGAGUGAAAAAACUUCUCAUACAGGCACAAUGUUUGGUCUUCUUUACUAAUACAUGUAAAUUGUGUAUCCUAAAAUACAGGCUAGAUUAACAUCACAUGGGCCAAUCAGAACACUAGAGAUUCUUCUCUUACUCAAUAAUGGUUUAUUUAUGUGUAUUAAAUGAGGAGUUCUAAUUUUCAUGAUUUUUUUUCUAAUUUAAAUUGAACUAUUUGUGCCUCAAGACUGUACUUUACCGCAACCUUGUGUUGGUAAGGUGAAGAAUGUCGGGUUGGUGGUACACUCUACACAAUUUUGAAGCAAAUCUGAAAGAUAACUUUAGCAUAAGAUACAGUGGAAUAGAAAGGUUAAUCCUUAAUGCAAUUAAAUACCAAUGUACAAUUGUUAAAGGAUCCUAGACCCAAGUUUUCACAUAUAUUUACUGUUAAUACUGUUAUAUGUAAAAAGAGUAGAUGUUUUGCCAAAGAAUUAGAGAAUGGUAAUGGAAUGGUUCUUUGAUUGAGAUGUCGAAAUAAGGGGCCAAGAAGUUAUGAUCUUUGAUUCUUGUUUUUAUUACUUUAUAUUUAUCUGUAGAUAUUGUACAGAAGUCUACAAUAC